Molecule: messenger RNA, 3274 nt
Organism: Xyrichtys novacula (pearly razorfish)
Lineage: Eukaryota; Metazoa; Chordata; Actinopteri; Labriformes; Labridae
Source: the annotation of a GenBank genome assembly
AUGGAUGAAAAACAACCAGAGGAGAAUGGAGAUGCGUUACAGGGGAAAAAGGAGGAUGAAGAAGAGAUGGAGGUUACCAUGACGACACCUCUGGAAAAUCUCAGUGUUAACCCUGAAAAAACAGAAAAGUCAUCAGAUUCACCGACAGAUCCAGAGAGAUCAGAGGGCGUCGGAACAGACUCAAGAGCAGCGGUGACUUUUUUAAACAAAGAGGGUAAAACUGAGGAGUGUGAUGAUGAAGAUUCAGAGGAUUCAGACAGGUAUACACACACACACACACACACACACACACCAGUCUGUAUUUGAGAGUCCUGAGCAGGAAGCGUCACAGGAGUGUGUAAAACUUACCCCACUGUCAUCCUUCUUUCCCCUCAGUGACAGCUCCUCUUCCUCCUCUUCUUCCUCAUCCUCCUCCUCUUCUUCAUCAUCAUCUUCUAAUUUUGCUCGGAUGUUGGGAGAGGAUGACGAUGACGAGGGUUUCAGCCAACCAGCUCCUGUCAAGACCAGAGAUGAGGUCCUGCUGGAGGUCAGUCUGUCAGUCUUCUCAUAUUAAAGUUAGACAGGACCCUCUGUUUCAUAAAAAUGACGACAUCGGUGCAAGUAGCACGAUGUGAAAUUUUCAUUCACAUUCAGUCUGUGCACACCAGUAGUCAAAUAAAUACAUGAUAUGCAGAUUAAAUCAUAUUAAAUAACCUCGAUCUGAAAAUCAAUCAAAGUAAAUAUGAUGGUAGUUUUUGCCAUAAUCAAGCAGCUGGAUUAAAAUGAAAUGAGACGUAUCGGUGUGUUUCUAGGAGCUGCCUGCAGUGGAGGAGCUGUGUGUAUCCUUACCAGAAGAUGUGGAGCUGCAGCCCAUAGGAACCGUCUCCAGUAUCCUUCAGCAACUUGGUAAAUAUUCACUCUGAGGCUGGACAACAAAAAUGAGGGUUUCAUGGUUAAUCACAGUUUGAGUACGCACAAUAAACACAACUCUGAAACGUCAAUAACUUCUACCAUCAUCGAUUCUGUAAAGAGCUGGAAAACUUCUUUUUUGUCUCCCUGUGUCUGUAGUUAUUAUUCAGUCUCUAAAGGACACGCCCCCCCUGAAUGACGACAGCAUCAUCUUUAGGUCUGAUAGGGUGGCAGUGGGUAAGGUGAGUCAACCAGCAGAGUACAUAAAGAACCUCAAACCUGAAUGUAAACUAACAAAUCCGUGUUUGUUUGACUUUGGUUUCAGGUGUUUGAGGUGUUCGGUCCGGUGUCCAGUCCGCUCUACAUUCUGCGUUUCAACUCUGCGGAUCAGAUCAUUAACAAAGGGCUGACAGAGGGGCUCACUCUUUACUACACGCCGAGCAUGAAAGAAUACACAGCGUACAUCCUGACUCAGCAGCUCAAACUGUGAGUACUCGCUGUAGUGGGGAACAGUGUCAAGUGGGCUGUAAGAGUGUAGAAGAACAAUAAGAGACACCAACAAGUCAGAACUCAACUCGAAAUGAAGAUGUGACAGAAGUGCAGCAUGAGCGACCCGACAGACCGCCCAGUGUAGAAUUUGCUCUCUUCAGAACCAGCUUUUCACACAUGGUUAAAGCCAACAGAGCUGUCCACCAACUCUAAUGAAGCUCCUCAGAAACUGCAGUUGAUUGAAAUGACCUUUUUCUUCUUCAGUUUGAAGGGGUCUGAUGCAUCCUGGAAGAACGACCAAGAACCACCCCCUGAGGUAAGCAGCAUCAGACUAACCCCCAAUUUUCACCGCAUCCAGAACGGCUCAGAUCCGGAAUUCCUACUGGCUCCAUUUGUGAGGAGAAUUUCGUGGCUGAUUACAGACAGAGGUUAUCCUGAAAACUCACAAGAACUCGCAGAUUCACGUUCAAUCACACGAUAACGAGUUGUCUCUCUAAAGACAGACACAUAGACAUAUAAGCAGUAGAUUGUGUCCUUCCAGAGGAGGAAAUCUACUUCUAGACUUCUAGAAUCAGCAUCUCCUCAUCCAUGGUGUCAUCGGGGUGAAAUGACGUCUAAAAACCUUUCACUUGUUCGUCUCCGCCCGUUUGCAUGGUGUGAAAUACGAUCCUCCUGAAACACGGAGUGUUUUAUUUUGAAAAGAAGCCGGAUGUUUUAUUUUGUGUCUGUGCCCGACUUCCUUUCCAGCACGGGUUAAUCUGUGCUGAAUUUAUCCGCCAUGCUCCGGCGUCCAGAAAAAAUAGAACUCUUGUGAUCAGCUGAGGAGUCCGGCGAUGAGGAACGGAAAGAAGUCGGUGUAAAUUGACACGUUAACUUGAAUGGUUACGAUCAGCUACGAUCGGAGGAUACGACCUUUUAGGAGACGAUCAGGAUGAAGGUGGAAACUGGGAGUGAUGCUCAGACUUUGUUCAAAUAGAGCAACAGCACAUGAAACAUACUCAGUGACUUUGUUAUUUUAGGAACCGAACCCGACGUCUCCACUCACUCCGAGAGUUUGCUCUGAUUGCUGAUUCUCUCUCUCUCUGCAGGUUUUAGAUUACAGUGACGACGAGCAGGAGCAGGAAGCUAAGAAGAAAGCCAAAAACACCAAAAAGAAGAGGGACACCAACACAACAGGUGAUCACGCACAAUCACAGACCAUAACAUAAGGGAUAAUGCACGGUGGGCGGGUGGUUAUGUGAAUGUUAAUCCUGACUGGGUGAGCCUACAUCUGGAUUAGACUGGACUGGACUGGUUGGCAGAGGUUAAAUGAGAGCGAACUUUUCCCAUGGAUUGAUUUGAUAUGACAUGUUAUCAGUUUGUCUCUGGGUUAGCACUCACUGUGAGGAAUUAAUAGCCAUUGUCGAAGGGUUUCAACCAAUCAGAGUCAAGUAUUUAACACAGCUGGAUGGUGGGUAAGAAGGAGAGGUAAUUUUUCUUAUUCCUCUGACUUUUCUUUGUCAUAUUUUCCUCUCUAGAUAAACCCGACCACAACACCAACAACACCUCGCAACAGCAGCACGGCGAGAGGGGUUUCCAACCGAGACAUGCAGGGGCUCCAUUCAGGCACCAGAACCCACGCCAUAAACAACCACCUUUCAGACACACACACACUCCACCUAGACACACACACCCGCCGCCCAGUCAAACAAAUGUCCCUCCCAUGUACCUCCCUCCUCCCUGCCCGUACCCCCCUCCACCUCCUCACCCCUUUCUUCCGCCUAACUUCCCUCUGUACCCACCCCCUCCUCCCUCUUUCUUCAACCCCUCCUUCUCCUCUCCUCUGUGGCCUCCUCCUAACUCUCUUCCUUUCUCUAACCUCCCUCCUCCUCCUCCCCCACCCCCACCUCCUCAGUGA